Molecule: messenger RNA, 1750 nt
Organism: Asparagus officinalis (garden asparagus)
Lineage: Eukaryota; Viridiplantae; Streptophyta; Magnoliopsida; Asparagales; Asparagaceae
Product: polygalacturonase At1g48100-like
Exons: 7
Coding region: 83-1585 (500 amino acids)
Biological process (GO): carbohydrate metabolic process
Molecular function (GO): polygalacturonase activity
Source: RefSeq, a predicted model, not a curated record
CUCCUUUCUUACAAGUUAUUAGAUUCCUCUCUCUCUCUCCCUCUCUCUCAUUAUUUUUCUUUCAAUUAGUGAUAGAGAAAAUAUGAGUUUGAAAGUGUUUUGGCUUGUGCUUAUGCUUGCUCUUCUUGUACUCUGCUCAAGGAUCGACAUUGGCGAGGCGAGGAAAGGAAGGCAUUGGAGGCCGAGGAGAGGAGCUUCCAGUGCUUCCUUGGCCAAGAAGAAAGCGAAGGGAAAGGUUGGCAAUGGUGGUGGUCAUCAUCAUCAUAAGGGCGGAGCAAUCAAUCGGCCCAGCCCAGAUCACAAACCAGUAAAACCAACCCCAACCCCAAACCCGAACCCAAGCCCGAGUCCAAAACCAGGGAAAGGAGGGUACCUACCUUCUCCACGCUCAGUUAUGUUCAAUGUGCUUGAUUUUGGAGCAAAGGGGAAUGGAGUCUCUGAUGAUACUAAGGCAUUCCAGGGUGCAUGGGCAUCAGCUUGCAAAGUGGCGGCCUCGACAGUGCUGGUUCCAUGGGGAUAUAAGUUCCUUGUGGGACCCAUCUCCUUCUCGGGACCCUAUUGCCAACCAAAUAUUGUAUUUCAGUUGGAUGGGAUUAUCAUUGCUCCAACAAGCCCGAAGGCUUGGGGAUCAGGGUUGCUGCAAUGGCUCGAGUUCACAAAACUGAGAGGCAUCACAAUUCAAGGUCGAGGCGUCAUAGAAGGAAGGGGAAGUGUUUGGUGGACAUACUCACAGUGGGAUGAUGAACCAAUAAGCACCGAGCUCAGCGGGAAUAUGCCAAGCAUAAAACCAACAGCACUAAGGUUUUAUGGAAGUUAUAAUGUAACAGUCACCGGAAUAACGAUCCAAAACAGCCCACAAUGCCACCUCAAGUUCGAUAACUGUGAAGCUGUCCAGGUCUACAAUAUGAGUGUCUCUUCCCCAGGAAACAGCCUCAACACCGACGGAAUUCACCUCCAGAAUUCAAGGAGCAUCGCCAUCCAUCAUGUCGAUCUUGCCUGCGGUGAUGACUGCGUUUCGAUCCAAACUGGAUGCUCGGAUGUGAAAAUACACAGCAUUCACUGUGGUCCUGGCCAUGGAAUCAGCAUUGGAAGCCUUGGGAGGGACCACACGAAGGCAUGUGUUUCGAACAUUACUGUCCAAGACAUUGACAUUCAUAAUACCAUGACUGGUGUCAGAAUUAAAACCUGGCAGGGCGGAUCCGGCUCCGUCCAGGGAGUGAAAUUCACAAACAUCAGAAUGUAUGAGGUCCAGACACCUAUAAUUAUCGACCAGUUUUACUGUGAUAAAAGCACUUGCAUGAAUCAAACAUCAGCAGUGGCGCUUUCAGGCAUUAGUUAUGAAAGCAUCAGAGGGACUUAUACUGUCAAACCAGUGCACUUUGCCUGCAGCGACAUCAUUCCUUGUUCAGAUAUUAGCCUGUCAGAGAUAGAACUCAAGCCAAUACAAGAACAAUACCACAUGUACGACCCAUUCUGCUGGCAGGCAUUUGGGGAAUUGUUCACUCCAACAAUUCCUCCUAUCUUCUGCUUGCAGAAUGGUAAACCAACAAGCAACCGUAUUCAAUCUGGUGAUGACACAUGCUGAUAGCAACACUUUGUGUCACGAUGAUAUGUAAGUUUUAGAGUGUAUAUAAGUGCGGUCGUGAAUUUCCGACCCCUUAGUACCAGCGACCAGGGCAUACAUGAGUUAUUGCGUGUAGAUACAUGCCUAUGCAUCAUGAUCAAUAGAGCCAGCAUUUUGCUUGAUUCA